Helianthus annuus (common sunflower) is the source of this 2033-nucleotide messenger RNA. RefSeq names its product MLO-like protein 1. Gene Ontology annotation, biological process: defense response. NCBI's taxonomy places the organism in Eukaryota, Viridiplantae, Streptophyta, Magnoliopsida, Asterales, Asteraceae. Bases 13 to 1710 code for a protein of 565 amino acids. The transcript has 14 exons. Gene Ontology annotation, cellular component: membrane. The record is from RefSeq and is a predicted model, not a curated record.
UGAAGUGAAUUCAUGGCGGGUGGUGGAGAAGGCAACUCCCUAGAGUUUACACCGACAUGGGUUGUCGCUGCCAUCUGUACUGUUAUCGUCGGGAUCUCUCUAGCUGUCGAACGUCUACUCCAUUACACCGGCAAGAAACUGAAGAAAUCAGGUCAAAAGCCGCUAUUUGAAGCGUUGCAAAAGAUCAAAGAAGAGUUAAUGCUCUUGGGGUUUAUUUCUCUUUUAUUAACCGUUUUCCAAUCAAGAAUUGUCAAGAUUUGUGUAAACGAGAGUUUAAUGGAACACCUUCUUCCAUGCUCGUUGAGUGACAAAAAAAAGGCUUCAUAUCCUAAACCCCUCAAGGGCACGUCUCAUAUUCGUCAUUUACUUGCGGGAGAAGCAACGACUAUGGGUUAUUGUGCUUCAAAGAACAAGGUCCCUCUUCUAUCCCUGGAGGCGUUGCAUCAUCUACACAUAUUUAUUUUUGUCCUAGCUGUUGUGCACGUGACAUUUUCUGUCCUUACUGUUGUAUUUGGAGUGACUAAGAUACGGCAAUGGAAGCAAUGGGAAGAAUCUAUCGCGAAAGAUAACUUUGACGCAUCACAAGUUUUAAAGCAUAAAGUCACACAAGUUAAAGAUAAUGACUUUAUUAGGAACCGUUUUCUGGGUAUUGGCAAACGAUCAACCAUUCGAGGUUGGCUGCAUUCUUUCUUCAAGCAAUUCUAUGGAUCUGUCACCAAGUCAGAUUAUGUAGCAUUGCGUUUGGGAUUUAUUACGACCCAUUGCAAGGCAAACCCGAAGUUCAAUUUUCACAAAUACAUGAUCCGAGCGCUAGAAGAUGAUUUUAAAAAAGUGGUUGGAAUCAGCUGGUAUCUUUGGGUGUUCGUGGUCUUAUUCUUGUUUAUGAACGUUAACGGUUUGGAACUAUACUUUUGGUUAUCAUUAAUCCCUUUCUUUCUUCUACUUGCUGUGGGAACAAAGCUGGAGCACAUAAUAAUCCAGUUAGCUCAUGAGGUUGCUGAGAAACAUGUUGCCAUAGAAGGCGAAUUAGUUGUGCAUCCGUCAGAUGAUCAUUUUUGGUUUCAACGCCCCAAAAUCGUUCUUUUCUUCAUCCAUUUUAUCCUCUUUCAAAAUGCAUUUGAGUUCGCAUUCUUCUUCUGGGUUUGGGCUCAAUAUGGCUUUGACUCAUGCAUAAUGGGGAAGGUGAGCUACAUUAUCCCCCGGCUGAUCAUCGGGGUGUUUAUCCAGGUUUUGUGCAGUUACAGCACUCUACCACUCUAUGCUCUUGUGACACAGAUGGGAACACAUUUUAAGAAGUCAAUAUUUGAGGAGCAUAUACAAGCCAAAGUUGUGGGUUGGGCUCAACACGCCAAGUGUAGGUCCCGUUUUUCUCGGAGGAUCCGAUACGUAACCUAUCCUUGUUUAUCACAAACGCUAUCACGGGUGCGGAAUCCCCGUAAAGGUGCAAACCAAACAAACGUAAAGCGAGUAGCACAAACAAAUAAUCAAAGAUUCACUUGGAUUAAAAAGACGAGAACAUUCACAAACAUAUACACACAAUGUUUGUCGAUAAACUCUCAGGUUUCAAUAUGCUCUCAUCCACUCUCAGUGUGUGUGUUUACAGUGUUCGCUCUCAAAUCUAUUCAGACUUGUCUUUUUUGUGCUCUAGAUGUUUCUGUUUGUUGUGAGUGUUUAUAUAGUGAAGCCAUGACGAAAUCAAGUGGCCCAUGAAAUCACAUUGACGAAAUCCAUCAUCAUUGACGAAAUCCAGUGAUUUCGUCACUAGGGGAUUUCAUCACAAGGUGUUUUCACCACAAGGUGAUUUCACCACAAGGGAUUUCAUCACCCAGGGUGUUUUCGUCACUUUGAUGUGAUUGGGCCUUGUCAUGUUAACUGGGCUUCUAUAAUGGACUUUGACAUCUUGGGCUUAGGCCAAACAAACAGACAGACAAACAUAAUCAACACAAACUAUAAUCUAAUAUGCAAACUGCACACACGCAGUUGCAUUUACAUCAAACGUUACGAAGUCAAUCGCAUACCGAGUCAAGACAGGA